AUGGAUGAUUCUGACAUAUUACCUUCUCUUGUAAAGUCCAAGAACAAGUUUGUCAUUGGCGGCGAUGACUCGACUGCUUUACCAUCUUCACCUCCACCGGCAGAGAUUACGUCCAACUCAGCAACAAACAACAACACCGGCAGACGUUCCCAUCGACAUCAUGUGAAACGACGAUCGGUUGGUCAUGUCAAAAUGCGUCCAUUGUCGAGAGUGCAUAGCAACAGUUUGACGGAUACCGAAGCUGAACCAGAUGACGGCAAAAAGAAACGAGCGCCAUUGCGCCGGUCUCAGUCUCAUAGGUCGUUACGAGUCGAAGGCAGCCUUAACAUGACAUUAUCCAGCACGACACCGAUUGUGACGAGGACGUCGACAUCAUCCCAGCAGAGCAACAAGAUGAGCAGCAGCAGCGAUCAUAGCAGUUGUUGUAGUAGCAGCAAUCCAUCCUCACUUCACGUAUCUCAAGGGGUGGUGGCACAGCCAAUAGCUCAAACGUUUCAUGCGAUUGCUAACAAUAUUGUGGUGCCCGAACCCAGAGCCGCUUAUUCUGCAGCCCAAAUCAUCAGCUCAUCAUCUCCAAGAUCAUACGAGAAUACUAAUGCAUUAUUACCAUCUUCAUCUUCAUCGAUGCAUCAUCAUCAUUCACCUUCUUCUUCAAGAGGAGGACAACAACAGCGACGACGACGACGGAGGAUAUUAUUACGGUCUCAAUUCCUUACACCCGAUCAUGAUCCUGUACAAGAUCCUGUGGAACAAGUCGACAGCGAAUAUCAGUUGAUCCGUGAAUAUCAAGAUCCAAUGGUAGAAAGCUUGGUACGAUGUAUGUUAAGGAAACGACGUAUCAAUGUGAAUCGAACAAUGUCAUCAUCCGCUGUUCAUCAACUGGCACCCACGCCUAUGCACACAGCUCAGCGUGCAGCUGCAAGAAGACAUCACAAUACAUCAUCCCCAAGACCUACUUCACCUGUCACAGCUUCCCCAUCCAAUGCCUCCGGAUCGGGAUUGCUAGGUAUCCGUUGGAGCACAGCCACCAGCUUAUGGGAUCGCAUGAUGCGUAGUACCUAA
Molecule: messenger RNA, 1062 nt
Organism: Lichtheimia ornata
Lineage: Eukaryota; Fungi; Mucoromycota; Mucoromycetes; Mucorales; Lichtheimiaceae
Exons: 1
Coding region: 1-1062 (353 amino acids)
Source: RefSeq, a predicted model, not a curated record